AUGGCUAGUCUCAAUGUUCUUACCUUUGAUGCUGAGGGUCGAGCUGUUGACUUUGAGGUCUGGCUAGAUGAUCUGCAGCUUUUCCUACAGUGCGAUAGCAAGGAUGGUUUCUCACUGUUCGAUCUCACGUCUGGCGCCUCUACUGCCCCUACUGCUGAUGCUGACAGUACUGUUCGCUCGCAGUGGCUCACGCGCGAUGCUGCUGCUCGUCUUGCUGUGCGCAAUCACCUGCCGUCUACUGAGCGCGCGCACUUUAGUCAGUACAAGAGUGCUAGGGCUCUGUACGACGCUGUAGUUGCACGCUACUCCUCCCCUACCACUGCUGCCCUCAGCCGCCUCAUGCUGCCGUACCUUUUUCCUGACCUUGCCGCCUUUGCCACAGUUGCUGACCUCGUUGCUCACCUCCGCACUAGUGACGCUCGCUACCGCGCUGCCCUUCCCACUGAGUUUCUUCCCACGAACUCCCCCCCCAUGUACAUCACCCUUUACUACCUAGUCACCCGCCUCCCUGACUCUCUCUCCUCAGUCAGGGAUCACUUCCUCUCCCUUUGCCCCACCGCGCUGACUGUCGACUUGCUAGAGGAGCGCCUUGCUGCAGCUGAGAAGAGUAUCUUAGCUGUAGGUGCUUCUCGCGGCGACCGUCGCACCCCCUUCUUUGAGGGGUGUUCCCCUGUCCCCCUUCUCCCCUCUAUUGCCUCUGCUGCUGCUGUCGACCUUGUUGGCACUGAGGAGGUCGGCGCUGCGUCUGCCUCUAGUGGGCGACGCCGCACCGGCAAGGGCAAGGGAAGCAAGGGUUGUGGAGGGGGCGGUGGGGGCAGCGGUGGAGGCGGUGGAGGAGGUGGAGUUGGUGGUGGGGGUGGUACAGGGAGUGGGGGAGUCGGUGGCGGCAGUGGAGGCCGUGGCGGCGGUGGCGGAGGGGGUGGAGGCGGCGGCAGCGGUGGUGGAGGUAGCGGAGGAGGUGGUGCUGGUCGCGGUGCAGCUACGCCGCGUGGAGGCCUUGGUGGCAGCCAGCGCCAGCAGCAGCAGCGCACCCGUGAGACCCCGUCGGUUCAGCAGCUUCGUGAGUGGUACGCUGGGCAUGGGAGGUCUGGGGGUGCGGGUCCCUGCUCUUACGUUCUUCGCACCGGCACUCGGAGUGGGGAGGUGUGUGGUCUCCCACACACCACGCAGCGCUGCUUCGGCCGCUUGACUGACGCUUGGCGUGCCCAGUUUCCUGACGCAGUUGAGCUUCCUCGUUGGCAUGAUCUGCUUCUGCAGAAUGUGCCUAUCUUUGACCUAGACUUUGAUGCUAUCCUUGCUGCCAUGUAUGCUUUUGCUGAUAUUACUGAGGGUGACUGUUACCCGCGUGUCCCGCCCGACCCGGGCACAAUGGCUGCUGCUCUAGGUGCUAGUGCGGCUGCUGCUCUAGGUGCUAGUGCGUCUGCUGCUCCAGGUGCUGGUACGUCUCCUCUCUCUGGUACUGCACCUACUGAGUCCUUUCACACCUUCACACUUGACUCUGGUGCUUCGCGCUCUUUCUUUAGAGACAGCACCAAGCUCACGCCGCUCAGUCGGCCUGUUGCGGUCUCCCUUGCUGACCCCUCCGGGGGCCCAGUCCUUGCACACUCCUCCACGGUUCUACCGUGUCCUGCGGCCCCGUCGGGCUUGCUGUCGGGACUCCACCUCCCCUCGUUCUCUACAAACUUGGUGAGUAGAGCUGACCUCCAGGACGCGUGGGUUGACCAGUUCACCCCUGGAGGUCAGCGUGUGACCCACUGCACUUGCUCUCGGACGGGCCGCCACCUGGCCACGUUCACCCGUCGGCCAGGGUCGAGUCUGUACACACUGACUACUGCGCCUCCUCCGGUCCCUGCGUCUGGUCAGGUAGCUGCGUCCAGUCAGGUGUUUGCUGCUGCGUCGAGGUCUAGUCCUGCGUCUGCCCCCUGCUCGUGUCGUCCUCUGGUGCACGAGACUCUCCUUUGGCACCACCGCCUUGGUCACCCCUCCCUGCCUCGUCUUCGAGGUAUGGCCUCCCGUGCUCUUGUCUCUGGCCUCCCCAGGUCCCUCCCUCCCCUUCCUCCGGGGCCUGCCCCCACCUGUGUUCCUAGUGUCGAGGGCCGGCAGCGCGCCGCUCCUCACUCCUCCUCGUUUCCUCUGACUGAGGCCCCUCUGCAGACUCUUCACAUGGACGUGUGGGGCCCAGCCCGUGUUCGUGGAAAGGGUCACGAGCGUUACUUCAUGCUGGUCGUUGACGACUACUCGCGUUACACCACAGUCUUCCCCUUGCGCAGCAAGGGUGAGGUCACUGAGGUGUUGAUCGACUGGAUCCGCGGUGCUCGUCGCCAGCUUAGUGAGAGAUUCGGCUCCGACCUUCCUGUUUUGCGUCUGCACUCAGACAGAGGCGGGGAGUUUUCCUCCGACCUUCUGAGAGCCUUCUGUCGUUUGGAGGGCAUCCGCCAGACGUUCACGCUUCCGGCCUCCCCGCAGCAAAAUGGGAUUGCUGAGCGCCGCAUUGGCAUGGUCAUGGAUGUCGCUCAUGCGGCUGCUCCCCACUUUCUGUGGCCGUUCUCGGUUCAGUACGCUGCGCAUCAGAUCAACCUUCAGCCUCGUGUCUCCUUGCCGGAGACAACACCUACUCUGCGGUGGACGGGGAAGGUUGGCGAUGCGUCCACGUUCCGUGUCUGGGGAUCUCGAGCUUUUGUCCGCGAUACUACAGCGGACAAGCUGUCCUCCCGUGCCGUUCCCUGUGUCUUCCUUGGCUUCCCUCCUCACGCACCCGGGUGGCAGUUCUACCACCCAACCUCGCGUCGUGUUCUGUCCUCUCAGGACGUCACGUUCGACGAGUCGGUGUCGUACUACCGUCUCUUUCCCUACCGCACUGCCUCUCUCCCCCCCCCGCCCCUCUUCCUGGCACCAGGUACUCCCUUGGUAGACCCCCUCCCCCCCCAGGGUCCUGCCCCCUCAGGUGUGUCCCAGGUAGACCCUGCCGAGCCGGUCGAGGUAGCGGUCGCCUCAGGUACUGCUAGGGGUGCUGAGUCUGGGGGUGCUGAGACUGGGGGUGCUGAGUCUGGGGGUGCUGAGACUGGGCGUGCUGAGCCUCCGAGAGUGGAGCCUGAGGGUACUCGCCUUCGUGAGUGGUACUCUCGGCGCGGUCGGGUUGCUGCUGGUGCUGCUGGUGCUGGGGCUGCUGGAGGUGCUGGAGGUGCUACUGGAGCUACUGGAGGUGCUGGAGCUGCUGGGGGUGCUGCUGGUGCUGGAGCUGCUGGAGGUGCUGCUGGUGCUGGAGCUGCUGGAGGUGCUACUGGUGCUGGUGCUGCUGGAGGUACUGGAGGUGCUACUGGAGCUACUGGAGGUGCUGGCGCUGCUGGAGGUGGUGCUGGUGCUGGAGCUGCUGGAGGUGCUACAGGUGCUGGUGCUGCUGGAGGUGCUGCUGGAGCUGCUGGAGGUGCUGCUGGGACUGGAGGCCCUGGGGCUGAGGGUACCGGUUCUGUCUCUGCUGUCUCUGGAGGCGCUGCGCGGCCGCGGCCGUACUACGUUCCACUCCUUCAGCAGGUUCUUGGCUCCCCGCCUUCUCCUGGUCCUCCUCCUCCUUUCCUGAGUCCACCGCCUGUCCAGUCCCAGUCGCAGUUGCAGGCGGCCUCUCCGCUGCCUGGUCCUUUUCCUUACUCCGGUCCGACUAGAGGUCUUACGGAGCGUCGAGAGCCUGAGUCUCGUCCUGUGUCGCCUGAGUCUCGUUCUGCGUCGUCUGUCCGUCCUGUUCGCGCUGGUCGUGUUUCGCGUCCGCGUCUUCCUCCUGUCCCAGGCACUCACUCUAUGACACUGCGUCCUUCUACUGCUCCACAGCGUGUCCCUCUGCCCUCUCCUCCUGCGUCCUCUCUUCCUGAUGGUCCGGACCCGGAGUUUGACUCCCUUCGUGCUUCUAGUCCUACUGUCAUGCGCUUUCUGGCCACUGCGUCUGCUCUUGUUGCUGAGCUUGUUGACUUUGCUGCAGCCUGUCGCCUAGACUACGCCGCUAGUCUUGUUGCUGAGUCUGCGUCUGCGUCUGUCUGUCCUCCGUUUGUCGGGGGUGAGUGUGCUCUUGGCACGAACGUCCUGGAGGACAGACAGGAGGACCUUGAGUGUUUUGCUGCUGCUUCACCUUAUCUCGUGUCCAUGCUGCUUGCCCCUGAGGGAGACCCGGAUGCACUAGACAUCCCGACCCCGCGCUCUUACGCAGAGGCGAUAGAGGGUCCCUACUCCUCUCAGUGGCAGGCAGCCAUGGAUGCAGAGAUGGCUUCCUGGAAGUCCACAGGCACCUACGUAGACGAGGUUCCCCCACCUGGGGCAAACAUCGUCAGUGGCAUGUGGAUCUUCAGGGUGAAGCGGCCGCCGGGUUCUCCGCCUGCCUUCAAGGCGCGUUACGUUGCACGUGGCUUCAGUCAGCGACAGGGAGUUGACUUCUUUCAGACCUUCUCCCCUACCCCGAAGAUGACCACUCUUCGGGUACUGCUGCACGUUGCUGCUCAGCGUGACUACGAGCUCCACUCGCUUGACUUCAGCACAGCCUUCCUACAGGGCAGCCUGCACGAGGAGAUCUGGCUGCGCCGCCCACCUGGCUUCACUGGGUCGUUUCCUGCUGGUACCCAGUGGAGCCUCCGGCGGCUAGUCUACGGUCUCCGCCAGGCGCCCCGUGAGUGGCACGACACGCUCAGGACGACUCUUGCUGCUCUUGGGUUUGCUCCUUCCACUGCUGACCCUUCUCUGUUUCUACGCACUGACGCUACUCUGCCGCCGUUCUACGUUCUUGUGUACGUAGACGACCUUGUCUUUGCUACUGCUGACACGGAGGCACUCGCCCACGUGAAGUCCGAGCUGCAGAAGAGACACACGUGCACAGACCUGGGUGAGCUCACAAGCUAUCUUGGCUUGCGGAUCACCCGGGACAGAGCACAGCGCACCAUUACCUUGACUCAGUCACACAUGGUGCAGCUUCGGCUUCACCUACUCCUCGUCACAGUCCACUCCUCUGCCUACCGGUCACUCGCUCUCAGCUCCACCUUCGGACGAGUCCGUAGAGCCGAGUGGCCCGUAUCCAGAGCUUGUGGGCUGCCUCAUGUACCUGAUGACUUGCACACGACCUGA
Molecule: messenger RNA, 5100 nt
Organism: Closterium sp. Naga37s-1
Lineage: Eukaryota; Viridiplantae; Streptophyta; Zygnematophyceae; Desmidiales; Closteriaceae
Source: the annotation of a GenBank genome assembly